Messenger RNA from Oreochromis niloticus (Nile tilapia), 1813 nucleotides. RefSeq names its product ribonuclease inhibitor-like. The transcript is spliced from 4 exons. Bases 309 to 1208 code for a protein of 299 amino acids. Lineage: Eukaryota; Metazoa; Chordata; Actinopteri; Cichliformes; Cichlidae. Gene Ontology annotation, molecular function: protein binding. The record is from RefSeq and is a predicted model, not a curated record.
UGUUCACACAGAUCUUUAAAGAGGAGAGAGGACUGUACCAGGACAAGGUGUUCUGCUUCAUCCAUCUGAGUGUUCAGGAGUUUCUGGCUGCUCUUCAUGUCCACCUGACCUUCAUCAACUCUGGAAGAAAUCUGCUGGAAGAUCAAAAAACCUCCCAGAAGUCUGAAACAGGAGAAUCUGCAGAGAAACACUUCUACCAGAGUGCUUUGAACAAGGCCAUACAGAGUCCAAAUGGACACCUGGACUUGUUCCUCUGCUUCCUCCUGGGUCUUUCACUGCAGACCAAUCAGACUCUCUUACCAGCCCUGAUGUCACAGACAGGAAGUAUCUCAGGAAUCACUCUAGCAACAGUCCAGUACAUCAAGGUAAAGCUCAGUGAGAAUCUGUCGGCAGAGAAAAGCAUCAAUCUGCUCCACUGUCUGAAUGAACUGAAUGAUCGUUCUCUAGUGGAGGAAAUCCAACAAUACAGGACUUCAGGAAGUCUCUCCACAGGUAAACUGUCUCCUGCUCAGUGCUCAGCUCUGACCUUCAUCUUGCUGUCAUCAAAAGAAGAUCUGGAUGAGUUUGACUUCAAGAAAUACUCUGCUUCAGAGGAGGCUCUUCUGAGAAUGCUGCCAGUGGUCAAAGCCUCCAACAAAGCUCUGCUGAGCAGCUGUAACGUCUCAGAGGAAGGCUGUGAAAAUUUGUUGUCAGUGGUCAGCUCCCAGUCAUGUAGUCUGAGAGAGCUGGACCUAAGUACCAACAGCCUGAAAGCUUCAGCAGUAAAGCUUCUGUCUGCUGCAGUGGAGAGUCCACAUGCCAAACUGAAUAUUCUGAGACUUAACAUCUGUGAACUCUCAGAGGAAAACUGUGAAGCUCUGUCCUCAGUUCUCAGCUCACAGUCCUCUAGUCUGACAGAGUUGGACCUGAGUAUCAGAAAGCUGCAGGAUUCAGGAGUGAAGCUUCCGUCUGCUGGACUACAAAGUUUAAACUGUAAACUGAAUACUCUGAGACUGAGUGGCUGUAACCUGUCAGAGAGAAGCUGUGAAGCUCUGUGCUCAGUCCUCAGCUCCCAGUCCUCUAGUCUGAGAGAGCUGGACCUGAGUAACUCUGACCUGCAGGAUUCAGGAGUGAAGCUUCUGUCUGCUGGACUAAAGAGUUCACAGUGUGCAGUGGAAACUCUCAGGUCAGGAUCCAAACUUUUCCACAGAUGGUCAUUUGAAAUGUGAUUUAUAUUAUUGUAUAAACAGGUAACCUUUAUACAGUUGUCAAGUGAACUUUUAUUUACAUUUGAGUGGAUAAUUGGACUCUAAAUUACUUUUAAAAGUUGUUAUAGUCAUGUCUUUGUUUAUUUAAAAAAAUACUUCAUGUACUGCCUAAUUUAAAGAUUUAGGCUCCUUUGGGCCAAUAAUAUAUAUAUAUUUGAUUUCUUUAGGAAUAAAAUUAGGAGCAUAUUGGCGACUGCUGAUUGGUUCGCUGUUUGUUUUUUAUUCACAGUACUUACAGUACUUGUCAAAAUGAGAUGUUUAUCUUUUCUUCUACAACACUUGGAGCCACCAUAUCUUCUUUCUUGAUUUAUUCAUUACAGUUUGAUUUAAAGAAUAUUAGACUCGUAACAUAAUAAAUAUAUUUCUUUCACUUCUUCUUGAGAGAAAGAAAGGGAUGACUGGGUGAGCUCCAGUGGUUCAUCCCAGCAGAGAGAGCGGCACACUGGGCUCCAAAUGAUCACAGUAGUAAUGGCCAUAGUUCGAUAAAACAGGCAGUCUUACCCAGUAGAUAAUGCAGGGUUCUGGUGCCGAUGUGGGGGAGGGGACUCCAUCCAUCCAUCCAUCCA